Exophiala bonariae is the source of this 819-nucleotide messenger RNA. RefSeq lists its product as uncharacterized. NCBI's taxonomy places the organism in Eukaryota, Fungi, Ascomycota, Eurotiomycetes, Chaetothyriales, Herpotrichiellaceae. Bases 1 to 819 code for a protein of 272 amino acids. The record is from RefSeq and is a predicted model, not a curated record. Gene Ontology annotation, molecular function: oxidoreductase activity. The transcript has 2 exons.
AUGGCCGAGAAAACUUUAGAUGGAAAAGUGGCCUUGGUUACGGGUUCUAGCAGUGGUAUGGGCCGAGAUAUAUCCAUUGCGCUGGCAAAGCAAGGUGCCAGCAUUAUCUGCUGCGAUCUUAAAUCGGAAGCCAAUCCUGCCGGAUUCGAAAAUGAUUUGGACACAACUACUGUCGACCUGAUCAACAAGCGAGGAGGCCAAGCAGUGUUUUUCAAGGUUGAUAUCUCACAAGUAGCGGAGAUUGAGCACGCGUUUGGAGAAGGUAUCGUGAAAUUUGGUCGCCUAGAUAUUGCUGUUAACUGUGCAGGAUACUGGGCACCUUUUCGAAAAUUCGCCGCCGAGGACGAUGAUCUAUGGCAGAAGAUGUCCGCCGUCAAUGUGCUCGGUACGGCAAAGUGUAACCGUUUAGCAAUCCAGCAAUUCUUAAGACAGGAGGUCGACACGGCUUGGGGCAGCCGUGGCAGGAUUAUAAAUAUCUCGUCGUGCGCAGCCAACAUUGCCUUCCCGCAUGAGGUGGCCUAUUCAGCGACCAAGGCGGCCAUCAAUCAUAUGACCCGUGCAGGCGCGUUGGAUCACGCUCAGGAUUGGAUAAACAUCAACUGUGUAGCGCCCGGCGUCGUGGCAACGGGUAUGGCUCGCAAAAACUUCGAGGAUGAUCAAAUCAUCAAACACAUGCAAAAGGCGACACCCUGGCCUCGGCUAGGGACAGUCGGAGACAUCACAGGUAUCGUGGUCUUCUUGUGUGGUAGGCAGUCCGCGUGGCUUACCGGCCAGAUCUAUGCGGUAGAUGGUGGCAUGACACUUGGUGUAACCCCUUGA